Molecule: messenger RNA, 2103 nt
Organism: Rosa chinensis
Lineage: Eukaryota; Viridiplantae; Streptophyta; Magnoliopsida; Rosales; Rosaceae
Product: putative glucose-6-phosphate 1-epimerase
Exons: 9
Coding region: 910-1863 (317 amino acids)
Biological process (GO): carbohydrate metabolic process
Molecular function (GO): carbohydrate binding; isomerase activity
Source: RefSeq, a predicted model, not a curated record
CCAUGUACUACUACUCGUCGGUAUCUCGACGUCCUAGAUCUCUGCAAGCCCCAUCAUAUAACACAAGUACAAAGACCGUCAGUCCUUUCCUCCUUAUCAUCAUCACACAUGUACAUUUCCUAAAUUUAUGCAUCUCUUCUCAUGCUUCCACGGUCUUUGCCCCCUCUAGACCUUUCACCUUUCCUUUUAUAUUUCCUCUCUCCCAGUCUCUCUCUCCUUUUGGGUUCCUUCAAGCAUUAACAAGCUUAAUAACACUGAAUGCUUCCGUUUCUUGAAAACUUGACCACAUACUCUGUUUUGGUGCUCUUCCAAGGUCUUCAAUGGGGCAUUGUUUAGCUUGUGAGUUCGAGUCCUUUGGUUCAUUUGAGAUGUACUUAGAGAUGCUAUGCCCCGAAGUUUCUAGCUUUAAUGGUCAUCUUCGUGGUGGGUUUUAUUAGUACUUAAAGACUUCUACGGUAAUUAGAGAAAUUACAGUUGAGAACUUGGUUCUAUUCUUUUUGAUAACUUGGACUAAAGUUCCAUUAGGAGUCGAGAAGUGCAUGACAAUAACAGCUGAGGACUUAUUUUGAAUUUAAGGUUGGUGUUGGGUUUUUCCUGUUCAGCUGCCAAAUUUCAGCUUUUGGGUUUUCUGGUUUUCAAGGCAUUUUCAAAAUGCAUCAGCAUUUUGGGUUCAUCUAGGAAUUGGGGAUUUCCAGAUCUGAGAGAUUAGGAAGCUUAUAUUGCUUCUGGGUUUUUUUUUCUCUUUUGAUUCAAAAGACUGCGGCUUGAUCACUUAUUUGGUUAAUCUCAGAUCUCACUGUCUCAGUGUGACUUCUACUCCUUUUGAACCCAUUACUGAUUUUGUUUUAGGGAGGUUUGAGGUAGUAAAGUUAGAGUCUUGAAGAAGGUAGUUGUGUGUGAGUUUCCAAAAUGGGGCAUUCAUCAGCAGUCUGGGACUGUAAGGCAGCAAUUGAGAAAACAAAGGACUUGAAUGGGGUCGGACAAGUUGUUCUUCGAAACCCACAAGGGGCUUCAGCGCAGGUUAGCUUGCAUGGAGGACAGGUCACAUCAUGGAGGAAUGAGCAUGGAGAAGAACUCCUAUUCACUAGUAGUAAGGCAAUCUUCAAGCCUCCAAAAGCAAUGCGAGGAGGAAUUCCCAUUUGUUUCCCACAGUUUGGGAAUUGUGGAUCUUUAGAACUACAUGGUUUUGCAAGAAACAAGCUCUGGGCAAUUGAUGAUAAUCCUCCAGUGCUUCGCCCAAAUGAUUCCCAAGGAAAAUCAUUUGUUGAUCUACUUCUUAAACCAUCUGAAGAGGACCUGAAGUUCUGGCCCCAUAGUUUUGAGUUUCGCCUAAGGGUGUCUCUUGCAAUGAAUGGAGAUCUGACCCUGAUAUCACGAGUCAGGAAUGUGAAUGGCAAGAUGUUUAGUUUCUCUUUUGCCUACCACACUUACUUUUUGGUUUCUGACAUAAGUGAGGUGAGGAUCGAAGGGCUGGAGACAUGUGACUACUUAGACAACCUUUGUCACAGAGAACGUUUCACAGAACAAGGAGAUGCCUUAACUUUUGAAUCAGAGGUUGAUCGACUUUAUCUGAGUUCACGCAAAGUAAUUGCAGUUCUUGAUCAUGAAAAAAAACAGACAUAUGUAAUCAGAAAGGAAGGACUACCAGAUGUUGUUGUUUGGAAUCCGUGGGAGAAGAAAUCAAAAUCCAUGGUUGAUUUUGGUGACGAGGAAUAUAAGCAGAUGCUUUGUGUGGAUGCUGCGGCAAUUGAGAAACCCAUCACCCUGAAGCCAGGAGAGGAAUGGACAGGGAGGUUGCAGCUCUCGGUUGUGCCUUCGAGUUUCUGUAGUGAGAACCUGGAUCUUGAGAAGGGGGGUUUUUGAAGAAUGGUACAGAGCUUCUAGGGUAAAAAGUGCUUUUGUUAAUGUUAGCUACUAGGUGAAAUUUUAGAAAUGUCCUGUUGUAGCUUGCUAGUUCUUUAGAUUUAAUUAGGAUAGGAAACCUUGUAAUGAAACACUGCUUCUAUCUUUUUAGUUCUUUGUGAAAGAAUGGGAGGUCGAUAAACAAUUACCAUGUUACUGUAAUAAUAUCAUCCAUGGUGUUUGUGUUGAUCAGAGCUGAAA